UUCAAUAAUUUCAAUUCAUAAACAGACUGACAGGGUUGUACCAUUUCUGAUGUGAUGUCAUUCCUAAUUGAUUUGAUUCCAAAUUGUACAUAGGCUACAGUAAAAAAGUCUAAUGUUAUUUUAUCUUGAACAUGUGGUCCAACCCUUUUUGACGAUCUAAUUAGAUACUUAUUGUGUGUUACCCGAAGAGUGUAUUUUAAGGUAUUCUUUAAUUAUGAGAUCAUAUGAGCUGUUUAAGUACACUCUACAAUGAUGCUGUAAGCUCUAUGACACAAAAGUAAGAUUUGGAGUUGAUAAAAAUGAAGCUAUAUAUCUGGACAAUCGUUUUACUUGGGCUUGUGCUCUCGUCACUCGCCGAUGAGAAACCGGUGAAAAGGAGACGGUUAAGAUUGAGGAAAAAGAAGAGGACGCCAUUACCAAAACUGCCCACUCCACUUCCCCUAAUUGCAAAAGAGUCCAUUGGAUACAAGGCGGUGGUGCAUACUCUGCCUCCAAUUUUUCACAUGACUUUACCAGUUACUGGACAAUCUGGGGAAAUCGAGAAAUAUGCAGAUAUUAUAAGUGCAAAAAUACACGAGAAGAUGCAAACAAAUCCUCCAACUAUUACAACAGCGAAUGAAGAUCUAGAAAAGUUUUAUUCAACUCGUCCUGCUGCAGAAUCUAAGCACGAGGAGACCCAUUCGACAAAACCGAGUCCUGUUUUAGAUAUUACAAACGUCCCUACGAUAGGACUAGAUAUUUCCAAUAUAAUUAAAGCAGUGGAGGACAGGGAACGUUCUCCAAUUGAAAUACCCGGCUCUGACAAAUCCCUCACACGAAACGGAGAAUUCAAUCCGCGAAAAGGAUACGAUGGCAUACUCGAAAAGGACAAUGAUGACUUCCCUAUAAAAGAUGCAAAAGGCAACCAGCCACAACCUUAUGGUAUGGUGGACAGCGAAAGCUGGAACCCCAAAUCGCAAAACAGAGAAGCUAGUCAGCCACAACGUUAUAAAGAAAUUCCUCAUGAACCUCAAAGUUAUGGAGAACGCAUGGAAUUCCUACAACAUGGUCAUCUUCGUCCCUACAAACAACCACAACCACGAAGAUCAGAACCACGUCAUCGACCAUACAACCCCCAGCCGCAUAGACCAAUGCAUUACGAGCAACCACGUUACAACCAAGAUCCAUAUUUCCCAAGGUACCCAAGUUACUAUCGAGGUGAUCUCUACGAUUUCCAUCAUUUUAACCAUCGUGAUGCGAAUCCUCAAAGUGACUUGCACAAUCUUAAUAACCCCUGGGAUGAAAAGUUAGAAGACCAUCCGAGUGAACCUGACAAGGCUGAACAUGUAAUUCACGAUGAUAUAAAGAUUCCACGUCAUGAACUUCAUGUUACUAAACCUGGUCCUAUUGAGGACGUUGAUGAGAGACUCGACAAAAUAGACGACAAUACAGCACCGAUCAAGCGCUUUAAGUAUCGCUCCGAACCUGUUUUUGAUUCCUAUUUUGACAGCCCAAUGAUGCCAUGGGAAUAUAAAAGACCAUAUGGUUACAGACAUGAUAGGAGACCAUACGAAAGAAUGCCCCAUCAUCAGCCUCGCUAUAGACAGUUUGACGACUUACAGAACGAUCGGCGAUAUAAUGCAAUGGAAAAUGCUCGUUAUAGGCCAGUACAUGAAACACAUAGACAACUAGAAGAAACAAAGAGGCCAUUCAUAGUCCCAAGUACGUCCGAACCAUACCGAACUUUAGCAAUGAUGAAUGAAUUACCUACAACAAAUACUUAUAACAAGUACACAAGUUUGGCUCCGAAGAUGGUGAAAGAGUCAAAUCAAAUUAAACGCGUCGAAUCAAAGAGUUUCAUAUUUGGUUUACAAGGUGCAACACCCAAAAGACUACCAUCGUAUAGAUAUGGCGAUGAUGAUGUUAAGGCACAUAUGAUUAAUGCUGCCCCUAUGUCAAACCCUACUACUUAUACUGGUGCCACAGUUGUUGAUUUGGCUAAAAAGUUUGGAGCUUCAACAUUCGCUGAGCUUCUUGAUACCACUCCACUGAGGACAUUGACAGAUUCCUUUACCGUGUUCAUUCCCCCAAACUCAGCAUUCACUAGCAUUGCUAAGGACAACCGCACGUCUCUAGAAUCCAUACUGCAGUAUCAUAUAGGUACAGAGGUAGCCUUUAGAUCAGAGCUUGGGAAUGAAGUCCUCAUCGAUACAAGGGCAGGGGUACCAGUAAGGAUCAAUGUCUACAAAAAAGUGACAUCUGCAUCAUGUGUUCCAAUCAAAUACUUCGACAAGGCUAUUGCAAGCGACCGUAAUUCUCGGCCAUCUGCAGUUGGACAUGUCCUGGAUGGAGUUCUUACGAUACCCUCGGGGACCAUAUUGGAUAUCGUAUCAUUGGGCAAGGAAUUCAGCACACUUAAAAAGGCAAUUGCAGUUGCUGGCAUGACAGAAGCACUACUAGGCGGACCAUUCACCAUAUUUGCCCCUAACAAUAGGGCAUUUAACAAUUUGCCAUACGGAGUUUUAGAUGCUUUACUAAAAAAUCCUUCAAAACUAAAGGAUGUCCUUUUAUACCACAUAGUAGAUGGAACUAUCUGUAAUGUUGGCCUGGAGAGUGGACCUCUCAAGACGUUGAACGGACACAGUGUCAAUGUUGCCGUUUACUCUGCAGCAAGGAUCAACUUCAGCAAUGUACUCGUAGAAGACAUUGUUGCCACUAAUGGCGUAAUACACGCCAUCGACGCUGUGCUUAUCCCUCCAGCUACCACCAUUGUAGAGGAAGCCAAACCUCACCAACAACAAUUCUACUAGUAUCUUGAUUGCUGUCAACAAACACUGCCUUGUCACCUGUCUCGGACUUGUUUCCUCUGUAUCUAGUUGGAGAGGAGAAUAUCAUGAAUAUUGCCCUGCUCCAGCAUACUGGUUGCAUCUACAUUGCAUCUGUAUUUUUCCUUUUGUACUUCACCACCAUUUGGAUGGGGUGGUGUGUAUAAUUGGGAGGGGAGGAGUCACACGGAGACCUGUAUUUAGACUUGUCUUUUUGCCUGAACUUGUGGAAUAUUGGGUAACUUGUUUGAGCAAAGAAUAGAUGCCUGAGUAUGCUUGAUGCAGUUUAUUAUUUUGUUUAAACUUUAAAGUACUCAAUAUGCAACGAAUGGAGUACAAUUUUACGCCCUCCUACUUUAUUAUCUGAACGCAUAGUCUAAUGCAGCAAUUUGUCUCCAGGAGUAUCAAUAGAUGGCAUAAAAUUAGCAUAGAAUAACUUUAAAAAUCUCAACAAAAUGAUUAUCACUUUAUAUUUUAUCUUCUAACAUGUUGGAACCAAACCCACGUGAUAUGACCAUUGUGUGCCAUCUAUUGGCGUCCUCGAAGACAUUGGAGCUAGCGCAGUAUAUUCAAUUAUGCUUGAUGCAUCAGUUGUCAUGAUAUUUCAUUCGAGCAUUAUCUUAUCAUCGUCUAAUAUUUAAAAAAAUACAGUUGAGACAACGUUGGAAUGAUUAUUACCGUUUUGAAAUAAUUCUAUAAAAUAGAUGUCAGUAAAUUCAAAA
This is a messenger RNA of Owenia fusiformis, 3526 nucleotides long. The record is from the annotation of a GenBank genome assembly. Lineage: Eukaryota; Metazoa; Annelida; Polychaeta; Sabellida; Oweniidae.